Messenger RNA from Colletotrichum gloeosporioides, 2406 nucleotides. RefSeq names its product Protein BNI4. The record is from RefSeq and is a predicted model, not a curated record. Gene Ontology annotation, biological process: actin cytoskeleton organization. The transcript has 3 exons. Gene Ontology annotation, molecular function: actin binding. Lineage: Eukaryota; Fungi; Ascomycota; Sordariomycetes; Glomerellales; Glomerellaceae.
UUGUCGUUUGAUUGGAAUAUGGCUGCGUUGGUUCAAACGUUUCCCCAGCAGACCAGCACUGUCACUCUCCAGACCCGAUCAUCCGGAAACAUGAUGCCCGCACAAGCUCAGGCAAAUCAGCAGUACAUGGCCGCCCAGCAGGCGCAGCGAAAUUUCUCGGGGGCGUCAGGCGUUUACCGCGGCAGUAAUGCUCCCAUCCAACCCUAUGCCUUCACCAGCACUCCCAGCCUCAACACGACUGGUCAGUGGCAGCAGUAUGGCAACGGUUAUCGCACGGCAUCUUCUCCCGCUGUUCCGACACAGGGUAUGGUUCAAGGACAUGAUGGCAACCGGUCUCGUCACACUGGAAGCUCUUCCGUUUCAUACAGCCAUAACAUGGGUACGAGCCAGGGCGGAUCGAGAGAUGAUUCAGCUAUCCCUGCCGCUCGCACGAAUCCCCAGGCACAGAGACCUCAAUCUGCGUAUCUCGCCGGCAGCACGACACCGCAAAUGACGUUCGCUCAGGCCGCCGGUGCUAAGACGACACCUGAUAGGUACAGGCGCCCGGCUCUCCAGCAACAGCAGCCUCGCCAGACUAGCGCCCCUUCAGGGUCAGGCAUGGCCACCGUUAGUCAUUUGUACAAUGCACCUGGCUCCAAUGACCAGAAGAGCGUGUCAGUGCGAAGCCGGAAUGCGUCUUUCCAGAGCAGACCAAGCAGUUAUUAUGGCGCGGUUGAUGACAUGCAAUUGAAUCGACCGACGGACGACACCAUGCGACUGAGGCGGCGCAGCAUGCAUUCGCUAGACUCUGCCGAUUAUCCCAAGCCGCUAACCCCACAGGAAUUCGCUCAGUCGGAAGAAUCCUCCCGUCCCGACCGCGUUCCAACUCCCAAAAACAACGAAAAAUCGCUUCGCAUGGUUUCCAGUCUCGCUCCUCCCACCGACACCAACAUGCAUGUUCGCAAUGGCAGCGCAGAAAGCGUCGCGUCGAGUCGAAGCAGCCAUUCGCGGCCGUCCUCGUCUGCCAACCGUAGCGUACCCACCCCCACGGCAAACCCCUCUCUCUCCUCGUCUUCUUCAACCCCAGAUGAUGCUUCAUCGAAACAUGACCAGCUCAAGAUCGUGAACAUCCCGCCACGAAACUCAUCGUCAGAUGCGGCCAAGCGACAACCCACUCCGUCUCCUCUCUCCAAGCCGGUGACCAUGUCCACCGAGUCCAGUCCCCAAAAGCCACCUUCCUCUCUGGGAAAUGCUCCGCAGCAGGCUGCAUCCAACGCCAACGCCAGCAGCCCCGCCGCGCAGCAGCUCGCAGCAAUCAAACAAAAUGGCACGAAAUCGAAGAGCAAGACAUCGCGACUUCGCCGCGCAUUCUCUUUUGGUAGCGCCGCUGAUUUUAAGAAAGCUGCUGGCCCCGAACCCCCGGUGGAACCCAGCAAUGUGAACGCCAGUGAUGCAUCGAAGUUGCACAAGGACCCGACCGCAGAUGAGUUGUACGAGGCUGAGCAGGCGGCCAUCGCCAAGAAGCAGGAGGAGGGGGGAAUCGGGAGCAACAUUUACGGCGGAAGGCUCUUUUCUGGGUCGACCGACAAUCUGUCCAUUUCGUCCACGGCGUCUUCUGCUUCUAUCAUGAUCCGUAAGAUGGGUCGUGGCAUGAAGAAGAGCACGCGAUCGUUGGUGGGUCUCUUCCGACCGAAGUCAGUUAUUGGUGUUCCCGCCGCCGAUGCCAUGGCUCCGGAAGCUAGCCAGGCCGCUGUCUCAAUGAUCACUGUCGAGGCCGAAAGGGUCAACGUCAAUCCGGACCCCCGUGCACAAAAUGGCGGUGGUACAGGGUUUCCUCACCUGGAGCGAAACUCGCUGGACGUCUCCAACACUCCCAGCAUGGUUUCCGAGCGUGCUGGAAGUUCUGGCACCGACAGCGCCGGUCGAAAGAGCAUCGUGGGUGGCGACAGGGAGCGUGCCGAGGUUCUAGCUGCUGUCAGGAAAGGCAUCCUCAAGCACAACGGCCGAUCAAACAGCCCAGCACGCGAUGGCGCCAAGCCCUUCGAGCUCCCCGCCAUUCCCAAUGUCUCCGACUCGCCUAUUUCCACAGCGCCUAGCACGCCGAAUGAUGAGGCACAAGGCCACAAGCGUUCAGGGUCGGUCGCCAUUGGCAGCGAGGAUUAUUUCAUGACCGCUCUUAGACUCCGCCAAGACAGCAAGAGUGCUCCUGGAACGCCAUCCGGAGGUACCAAGAGGAACGCGACAUUUUCACCAAGAAUCGUCUUUCACGACACAUGGCCAAGUGGAGAGUAUGAUCGCAGAGGCGAGAUUGCAACAUGCAACCGCCUGACGCCUAUGUUGGCUCAGCAGAUCAAGGAGGAGCUCAACACAUUCAAGAUGGAAAUGGAAGUUCACGAAAACUCCAAGAUUUACACGCACUUCUUCUAA